This is a messenger RNA of Apodemus sylvaticus (European woodmouse), 349 nucleotides long. RefSeq names its product small integral membrane protein 40 (gene Smim40). The record is from RefSeq and is a predicted model, not a curated record. NCBI's taxonomy places the organism in Eukaryota, Metazoa, Chordata, Mammalia, Rodentia, Muridae. The transcript has a single exon. Bases 93 to 335 code for a protein of 80 amino acids.
GAUCAUCACACCUCAGCCUUUAAUCCCAGCAGUGCUGAGCCAGGCCUUCCAUCCCCACACCGAGUCAGCCAGCUGUCCGACUCGGCUCGAAAAUGGCGGAGGAGGAGGGAGGCGUGGAGGAGGGGGACAUAUUCCUGGCAUUUGCCCAGGGUCCCACUCCUCCUCGGGGGCCCCUGCGACGCGCUUUGGACAAGGUCUUCCUCACCUUCUUGGUCCUCUUCCUGACACUGCUGAUGCUGGAGGCUGCUUACAAACUGCUGUGGCCCCUGCCAUGGGGCAAGUUUCGGGACUGGCUCCUGAGGACCCCCGAGGAGGAGGCAGCUCUGGAACUGUGAGCAUCUCCUUAUAG